UUCGUGAAACUCCGAUCAGUUACGUGUAGCGCGUGAGACGAUAAGGUUCGUCGGUGUGUCGGUCGCGUGUAAACUCGUAGUGUGUUUUUUUUCGUUUUAAUCCUUGGCUCGUUUUUUUUUUAUUUCCUCUCCUCUUCCCCUUCCCCUCCGAAUCUCCCACCCCGUCUUUUUCCUUCUUCCUUUCUUAUCACCUUUCCCCGAUCAAAAUCUUCAUUCCUCGUAAUCCACAAAAAAGAAAACGAACUAAAAAUCAGUGUGGUGUGUGUUUGCAACAGUGAACAAAGUGCCUAAACAAUUUGUCAGUGUGUAAAAUAGUGUGUAUAAAAAAAAAAGGAAAAACCACAAGUAUGAAUUACAUCGACUUAUCGAAAAAUCUUAGUGCGUUUAUCAAAGCCUGUUUUCAAACUUGGGAUACCUGACAGCUGUCAACAACGCUUGUAAGGAGGAUUCAAAGAAACCGGUGCUCGAGUCUCAGAAGCUCUGCGGCGCGAGGAAUCGCACGAUCUGCGACUUGUUGCAGCCUGUCCAUAACGUUUCCUCUUCCUUACACGAACCUUAGUGAAACGUUUCUGUAUUACGCCUGGAAAAUGAAUUCCACGAACGGUAAGCUUUUCGAAACACGGUCCGGACCGACCGGAGAAGGACGGAGGGGUGCUCGAGGUAAGAAGACACCCCCGCGGAGAGGCGGUUCCUCGCAGAAGAGGAGGAGGAGGAGGGCUAGGAGGGUUAGGAACGAAUGGUUGUGAGAGGUAUUAAAUCGUGCCCACGCAUACGAGGUCGUCUUCGUCGUCAGCGUCGCCGUUUUCGCCGUCCUCAUCGAAGAAGAAGAAGAAGAAGAUGAAGAAUAAAAAUAAAAAUAAAAAUAAAAAUAAAUAUAAAAAUAAAAAGUAUUAUAAAAUAAGAAAAAAGAAAGAGAGAAGAAAACGAAGCAAGACCGACGGGUAGCCGAUCUCGUGGCGCGCACAGUGGCAAGAAGAAGAUAGGGGAAGUUCAUAUGACGAUGAGUGAGUGAGAGAGAGAGGGAGAGAGAGAGAGUGAAUAAGGUUGUGAAUAAGAGGUGGGGGUAGCAUAAGAGGGAAGGUUCAGCUUGCUCCGUAGAGGUCGCUAGGGAGGUCGGUAUGAACCCGCCCACUAGAACGGAGAUAUAGGAGCCGAUUGGUCGAGUGGAAUGAUGGCAGGCGAGCGUGCCAAUCGAUAGCCGUCGGUAGACUCGCUCCUUCGGCUAUGGUCGCGUCGAUCCUGCAGGAGUGGGGAUAUCCUCGCGUACUGGUGGGAGAGAACCGCACGGUGGGGCCCAAGCUGCCAAACCGUUCUGCCUAAGGGUAGGGGGAGAAAACCGAGUAGUGGUGGAAGUAGCAGCCGCCUUGGCAGGAAGUGAGCCCCGAGUGUUAGAGCCCAAGGCGAAACUUCGAAUGCUCAGAUGGUUCUGUCCUUUCGAAGAGAACGGUGGUCAAUCUCUUCUUAACUUGUGUACCUUAGGACGUGUUAGAGUUACCGAAGAAAAUACGUGUGCCUGCAUCCAUUCACGCGCAUUUCCUAUACGUAUCGUAAACGGAUAUACGGAUUAGUAAUACGCAUAAGAAAGUAGAGGGAGGAGGUGUAGGAGGACAAAAGUGGAGGGGAAAGAAGAAGUAGUCUCUAUUUGUCUCUCAGAUUGGUGAUCAUUCUAGACUGUUAACAGUAGUAGAAUCAUUCGGUAUCGAGGUGUCAACAACAACGGAUCGUUCUCGUGUCGUGAGUACAAUUAAUAAAUUCAACGUGUUGUUUCAUUUUGGUGUUAUAAAUAUUAGUGACAUUAGAUUUCUUAUUAAAUACGAGAACGCUAGCGAGUGAUAUAAUAAAACUUUAUGGAAGAUUAUUAUUAUUAUUAGAAAACAAGUUUAUCGCACGAACGUGAUUUUUUCGCGCGCGCGUUUAUCCGUAUUAAUAGUGUGCAUUAUUAUAUUUUGUGAGUAUUUGUGAUUUUAUCGAAUGCAAACUUCUUAUACUGAAUCAUAUAUAUACUAUUCAUGUGUUUGAUUAUCGUUAUUAAAAGAACAUAGACUCUUAGUGAGAUUCGAUUUCAAAGAGAAGAAGAAAAAGAAGAAGAAGAAGGGUAGUGAACGAAACCGCGCUUCUAAGAUCUGAUCGGUAAAGUGUCUCGUCGAGGCAUUCUUUGACGUAAUACGGUUUAAGAAAACGGCGACAAACUGUACGGCCACAGGGAGGACGACAUGCUAACGAUGGAGUCGGACCUGAAGGGCGGUAGCCUGCAUGGUCAAAUGCCACCACAUCCGCAUCAAGGUGUAUCACCGAUGGGCCAUCAUACCGGUGUUUCACCUUACGGAACUCUUAGUUCCAUAGUGCAUAGUCCAGCUUUAUCUGGAAGCCCACCGAGCAGCAGCAACUUAGGAUUAAGUUUGCAACAUCAACAUUACCAUGCUUCGAUGCAAGCUGCAGUGCAACAGCAACAACAGCAUCAACAGCAACAACAACAACAACAACAACAACAGCAACAGCAGCAGCAGCAGCAGCAACAACAAAGCAUGCAUCACCCUCUAGCUGCUCAACAAAGUGCUGCACAACAGCAGCACCAUCCUCACCAACAGCCCCAACCACAACAGCAGCAAGCCCAACAGCAGCACCACCAGGCUUCAAAUAAUAAUAAUAAUACGAAUAAGCCUCCAACCGGUGACCGUGUAAAAAGGCCGAUGAAUGCAUUUAUGGUCUGGUCCCGUGGCCAACGACGCAAGAUGGCCCAAGAAAAUCCAAAAAUGCAUAAUUCCGAGAUUUCCAAACGUUUAGGCGCCGAAUGGAAAUUACUUAGCGAAAGCGAAAAGCGCCCAUUUAUUGAUGAAGCUAAACGAUUGCGCGCGGUGCACAUGAAAGAGCACCCAGAUUACAAGUAUCGUCCAAGAAGAAAGACGAAGACUUUAAUGAAGAAAGAUAAGUAUCCGAUCAGUGGCUCCGUCGGUGCAGUCGGAGUCAAUGUUAAUAGCAUCCUCGGCGUUGAUCAACGACAAGUUGGCAGUGCCGGUGGACCCCAACAAGGGCAAAUAUCUCGCGACGUUUAUCAAAUGGCGAACGGAUAUAUGCCAAAUGGUUAUAUGAUGCACGAUCCGGCGGCUUCGUAUCAACAACACGUUGUAUACGGAAAUCCAAUGAGCGGAGCGGCGGCUGCUGGAUAUCCCAGAUACGAUAUGGGACAUCACAUGGGUAAUGGUAGUCCACCCAUGAACCCAAAUUACAUUAAUGGAUAUGGUGGUUAUCCUGGAAGUACGGUGCCCGGCGGCUCACCUUCACCGUACCAUCAACCCCAAUCAGGAUCUCAAAUGUCGAGCCAUAGUCCCAGUGGCAGCAGUAUAAAAUCUGAGCCGACGAGUCCUGCAAGUGCGGGAAUACACACUCCCACGCCAACAAACGGGCCAAUUCCCGCUAAUGCAACGGCUGCUCCACAACAACAGCAGCAAGCGCAAGCUGCCGCCGCAGUUAAACGCGAAUAUAUGGCUCAACAAAGCCACCAGACUCAUCAAUCUCCAGGAGAUCUUAGGCAGAUGAUAUCCAUGUAUCUGCCCCAAGGAGUCGACCAGGGUGUUGGUGGUCAACAUGGUGCUGGAGUCUACCCGUCUGGACCAUCACCAGAUUCUUUGGCGCAACAUCAUUCAAUACCGCCAAUCAAUCAUAU
This is a messenger RNA of Polistes canadensis, 3664 nucleotides long. Its product is annotated as transcription factor SOX-2-like. The record is from RefSeq and is a predicted model, not a curated record. Gene Ontology annotation, molecular function: DNA-binding transcription factor activity, RNA polymerase II-specific; RNA polymerase II cis-regulatory region sequence-specific DNA binding. Gene Ontology annotation, biological process: regulation of DNA-templated transcription; cell differentiation; anatomical structure morphogenesis. NCBI's taxonomy places the organism in Eukaryota, Metazoa, Arthropoda, Insecta, Hymenoptera, Vespidae.